Molecule: messenger RNA, 945 nt
Organism: Bathycoccus prasinos
Lineage: Eukaryota; Viridiplantae; Chlorophyta; Mamiellophyceae; Mamiellales; Bathycoccaceae
Exons: 1
Coding region: 1-945 (314 amino acids)
Biological process (GO): RNA processing
Molecular function (GO): ribonuclease III activity
Source: RefSeq, a predicted model, not a curated record
AUGCUUUCCACGCACCGCGCAACCUCCGGACUCUCCGCCUCGUGUUCGUCUUAUUCUUCUCGGGAAUGCUCUCGUCAAAAGAGAACAAAGAGUACCACCAUCCAAUGCGGGAACAAAUCCAUCAAGUCCAACGAGAACAAGCGAAGAAAACCGCCUGCACAUAAAGGUUUAGACGCGCACAUUUUGAAAACAAAUUCUUCCCCAAAUUCGUCUUCUCCGUCUCCCGUUUAUGUCGUUCCGAAACUGUUACAAAACCGCGACGCCUCGGUCGCUUUGUGCUUCACCUACCUGGGCGACGCCGUUUGGGAACUGUUCGCGAGACAACACUUAGUUUUACGUAGGUGCAAGAAAUCCGAGAGGGAAAAUCCACCGAACAGACAAGGAGGAAGAAGUGGUGGGAACUCGUCGACUUCGGUGAAAACGUUGAGGCCGCAAAGAGCGGCGCAAGACGGGUGGUGCUCGGCGGUCGCGAUGCACUCGCAUUUGGAGAGACUUCUCUCGUUAGAACAAGGGACGUUCUUGACGGAAGAAGAGAUGGCGAUUUUAAAGUGGGGGGCGGAUUACGGCCACGAAUCGAGAGCGAGACACAGCGGGGUGGAACAUCGAGACGCUUCGGCGUUGGAGGCGUUGGUGGCGUAUUUGUAUUUGUUCGACGGCGAGAGAUUGAUGGAAGUUUUAGGGGCACUGGGUAUGACUUUUAUGGAUGCCGGUGGUUUGCAGGUGUUGAGUGGGAGUGGGAGAGUUGAAGCUGUGGAGAGAGCUUUGGAGAGGUUUGAAGGCGGUGGAGGCCGCGAAGAGGAAAACGAAGAAGAAGUUAAAGAAGAAGAAGACUCGGAGAAAACAAUGAGCGCUUUACAAUUAGAAAACGAAACUUUAAAGAAAGAAAUCGAAGAGUUGAAGCAGAAGGCACUGAUAGCUCAGAGAGCCGUUCGAUUAAAACGCUAG